ACGGUGUCUACAACAAUCAUCAGCCAUGAUGAAAUGAACAAUCAUUUCAGCCACCUUCCACUCGUUCAUAUAAACAUAACCCAUAUCAAUGGUACUUUGUAUGGAGAUGGAGGUUGUGGAGUUGAAGGUGCGCAUUCACUGCAAAGCCUGCCAGAAAGCCUUGCGUAAAUCCUUGUGCAAGAUCAAAGGCGUAAAAUGCGUGGAGAUAGAUGCAGCCGCACAAAAGAUCACAGUGCUAGGCUAUGUUGAGCACAAAGCCAUUGUCAAGGCCAUCCACAGGACGGGGAGAAGGGCAGAGCCAUGGCCCUCAUCUUUGUCCUCAGCUGCUGUUACUCCCAGACUCAAUAAAGGCUUUAGGUGCAUCCUUCCUUUCUAAAGGCAUCAAAUAAGCUAUUCUGCUUUCUUUUCGAUUUGUAAGGUUGAAUGCAAGGAAAGAAAGAUGAAAGAGGGAUUUCCAUGGACUCGGUACUUGUCUUUUAUAACUAAUUUGGAAAAUAAAUCAAAUGCCAUACC
Molecule: messenger RNA, 513 nt
Organism: Rubroshorea leprosula
Lineage: Eukaryota; Viridiplantae; Streptophyta; Magnoliopsida; Malvales; Dipterocarpaceae
Source: the annotation of a GenBank genome assembly